AUGUUGUGCGAGACGGAGCUCCACUACCUCCGGCAGAUCAGUGAGCUGAUUGUCAUGUUCCUCAUGCCGAGAUGCUACUCCUUGUCUCCCGUGUCUCACUUCAUGAGGGAAGUGUUGGCAUGCAAAGUGUUCCAACCAGCCAUAGAUCUGAUCACAGACCCCGACUACAUAAACCAAAAGAUCAUCCAAUACCUCGAAGCUCAGAAGGAAGUGAACGCCAUGCAUGUCAGGACCCACGAGUACGCGAAAACGUUCGAGGAUUACAUACGACUAAUAAACAGCUGUGAUAACGUUGACCAGCUGAAACGGUUACGGUCAUGUCUACCCCUCCACAAAGUGCUAGAAAGCGUGACAGGCCGGCGGUACCUAUCGAUGUUUCUGGAGACAAUGUGCUCGCAAGGCCUGGUUGGAUUCUGGAUGGGAGUAGAAGAGUUGCGGCACAGUCCAAGAAGCAGUUGGCACCAGCUUGGUGCUGAGAUCUUUUAUACGUACAUCAGAUCGCCCACUGCGGAGAUUAAGGUGGACAAGGACACGAGGAAACGAAUGGAGGCAUUUCUGCUCGGGGACAAAGGGCCUGAAGUUUUUUACGAAGUGCAAGACACUGUUGUCGACACGAUACAGGAGAAGUACUACUCUUCGUUCAUGCUCAGUGAGCAGUACAAGGCACUGAUGAUCGAGUUGGCGAACGAAGAAGCUAAUAAAGAAAUAAACGCCGAACGAUCUCCUAUAGAAGACCGGCAGUUGUCGAACGAGUCCGUGUCAUCCGCAGAGAGCGCGGCCGCGUUACACCUUACAGAGCAUUCUACAUACGCGAGGCGGAAACUAGAUCAGCUGCAGGAGAGGCAUAACAACAAGACUCAGCCCGAAUCUCGAGCUCUAGCCAUCCUUGAUAAUGAACUAGAACGCCUGACAGAGGAGCAGAUGUGGCUAGAGUCACAUCUGGCUCACACGGACACUUGGGCCGAGCAUCUUGGCACGCGGCGGGCCACUGUGCAGAGUGCCGAGAUAUUGACGAAAAUAAGUCUCCCACAGUUCGUGAUAGUAGUGCACAUGGCCGAGCAGGAAACUACCUCAAUCGAAGACGAGAGGCUCAGAGCAAAUCUCCACGGGAUGGGUUAUAUUGAGAACGCUAAAAUUGAUUUCCGAAGUACAAGCAGCGAAGCAACGAAUAGAUCGUCGACGGAUCGCGAAGCGUUCACACACUUGUCGGCAGAUGAAGAUGAGAUAUCGCUCUACCUAGACGGGAAUGGCACUGACCCCGCUAAUAAGAACAUGGCUAAUGCCAUGCGAGGUGCCGGUCCGUUGGGCGAAGAACGCGACAGCAUAGCUGAGCCUUUGUACGCGCUGCUGAGCGAAGUGUUCGACAUGCGGGGCGUAUUCCGAUGGCUCAGGAAGACUCUAGUCACUUUCGUACAAAUCACUUAUGGGAGAACUAUUAACAGACAAAUAAAAGAGACGGUGACGUGGCUAUUCUCCGAGCAAAUGCUUCACUACUACAUCAGUGUCGUCCUAAAGUCGUGGUGGCCGGGCGGCGUGCUGAGCGAGCCUGGCAACAGGAACAUGGCAGACCGAGAGCACACCCGCACGAUAGCCCUGGAACAGCUGAGCGAGACAGUAGUGGACGCGCUGUCGUCGCUAGUAGGCGCGCACGCGGCAGCUCGCGGCGCGCACAAGCUGUUCCACACGCUGCAGAACACCAAGCACAACAAGCAGCUCGCCUACCUGAGCGAGACAGUAGUGGACGCGCUGUCGUCGCUAGUAGGCGCGCACGCGGCAGUUCGCGGCGCGCACAAGCUGUUCCACACGCUGCAGAACACCAAGCACAACAAGCAGCUCGCCUACGAGCUGUUCGAGCUGGUCCUCAUGGAGGUAUUCCCGGAGCUAAAGCGCUACCACACCUAA
Messenger RNA from Leguminivora glycinivorella, 1902 nucleotides. Its product is annotated as sorting nexin-25-like. Lineage: Eukaryota; Metazoa; Arthropoda; Insecta; Lepidoptera; Tortricidae. The coding region runs from base 1 to 1902 and encodes 633 amino acids. The record is from RefSeq and is a predicted model, not a curated record. The transcript is spliced from 13 exons. Gene Ontology annotation, molecular function: phosphatidylinositol binding. Gene Ontology annotation, cellular component: intracellular membrane-bounded organelle.